AUGCAGCUAUUCGAAAUUGCGCUCAUAGCCUUUGUUUCUGUGGUUGCCGCGUUGAUAGUAUUGAGCUGUCUUUCCCCAGGGAGCCAGGAAAAGAAACAGACUACAGAUCCCAACGCUAUGCUAAGGGCAACCACUUCUUCAGUUCAUCAACGAGCUUAUCGUGUCGUGGGAAAAGGUCAAACUGCCAAGAACAGUGCAACCAAAGAUGGUCAGAUGGUUGUCUAUGCAGGAGCAGGUGCUGCUGUGGCCGCUGCAGCCGUUGUAGCCAGUACAGGUGGUUGUGGUGGUGGUUGUGGCGGUGGCGGUUGUGGGGGCUGCGGAGCCUUUGCUUCUGUGGUUGCCGCGUUGAUAGUAUUGAGCUGUCUUUGCCCAGGGAGCCAGGAAAAGAAACAGACUUCAGAGCCCAACGAUAUGCCAAGUGCAACCACUUCUUCAGUUCAUCAACGAGCUUAUCGUGAUGUGGAAAAAGGUAAAACUGCCAAGAGCAGUGCAACCAAAGAUGGUGAGAUGGUUGUUUAUGAAGGAACAGGUGCUGACGUGGCCACCGCAGUGGUUGUAGCUGGUACAAGUGGUUGUGGCGGUAGUGGUGGUUGUGGUAGCGGCGGUUGUGGAGGAUGCGGAGGUUAA
Corylus avellana is the source of this 627-nucleotide messenger RNA. The record is from RefSeq and is a predicted model, not a curated record. NCBI's taxonomy places the organism in Eukaryota, Viridiplantae, Streptophyta, Magnoliopsida, Fagales, Betulaceae.